AAUAUUCCCCGACCCUUUUCUCUAGCUGUGGACAUUGUUGAUGUCAGUGUGGUUUUGGUGGUGAAAAGAUUGUUGUUGACCCUAUGUGGGGGAAGUAUUUAUAUAAGAGAACCUUUAUAAAAAAAACAGUUAUUUAUUUUGGGCAAACAUCAAGCACUUUAAAAAGGAACAAACGGUGUGUCACUAUGGUUGUUGCUACAAGCACACUGAACAGUAAAAACGCUGAAUGCAUAUCAGAAUUGGUUGACCGUAGAUACGAACAGGCUUGUAUCGACAAUGAGCUGGAUUUCUGGGACCACUGUCUGGCUGAACCCCACCUGAAUGUGGAGGUGUCUGAGGACAGGACAUGUCAGCAGCUGGCCAAGAUGUUCGAGACCUGCCUGUCGCGGGCCAAAAAGACCACGCUGCACUGCUCAAAAGUGCUGGUCCCGGAGAAGCUCACUCGGAGGAUAGCGCGUGAUGUCCUGCGCCUGUCAUCGGGCGAGCCAUGUGGCAUGCGUGGCUGUGUGCUCUACGUGCACCUGGAACAGGAGAAGUGCUGCAAGCAGCUGGAGCGCAUUGUGUACAGUGCAGAUGUGGUGCCCACCUUUGAACUGACACUGGUGUUCAAACAGGAUGGCAGCGCUUGGCCCAGCCUCAGAGACUUCCUGCACAUUGGUGCCUGUUUCACUCCAGGCUUCAGGCAUGUGCUGAAACUCAGUCCGGGCUUCCGGCUCAUCAAAAAGAAGCUCUACUCCUCCUCGGCUGGUACCGUGGUAGAAGAGUACUGAGGCAAUGGCGGAAGGUGGGACUCUUGGGGGGGGGGGGGGGGGGUGUGUAAGGGUACAAUGCACUUCUACACUUGAGUGUGAAUGUAAAAAUCACUCCUGGAGGGUCGUUUGUUUUGUAUGACUACAGUUUGUCAAGUGAUGGCGUGCUGGUAUACGAAGGUUAUCGGAGGUGUCCAAAGGCCGGUCAACCAGCCUGUCUGUUCCAAUGUCCAGAAUGGUUCAGCUUAUUAUUCAAAAUGGACAGGCUUGGUUACUGUAAUGGAUUAUGGUCUAAUGCCUGAACAAGAUUAGCAUAACUGUCAUUGACUUCACAAUAUUUGAACAAGUUUUUCCAAUCAGUUGAAGUUAAAUGUAACAUUCUGAAUAUAUUUAUAUUGUCACAUACACCAGAUGGGUGCAGUGAAAUGUUUUAUGGGGUUAAGUGCCUUGCUCAAGGGCACAUUGACAGCUUUUAUUUUUCACCUUGUCUGCUCUGGUAUUCAAGCCAGUGACCUUUUCAGUGCUGGCUGUACGCUCUAACCGCAAGGCUACCUGCCACCCUUUAGAGUCUUUGGUAAUCAAUAAUUGUCUGACUCAUAAUUCAAAAUUAUAAAGAUUUGGCAACUCAUGUUUACUGUUGAUGUCCUGGUUUUCCACAUUUUUAGUAAGUAUGUGUUUGUUCAGUCACUAGCCACUUUGAAGUUGCAUCAGUCUGAAGUUUGUUUCCAGAUUUGUCCACUGUGUUCAGCAAAGUAAACACUCCUAGAGGAACAGGACCUGAAAAGUGGUCAGGGGCCAUAAUGUAAGUGUUCAAUGCUGAUUUGUGGGUAUGUUUGUUAGCGAGUCAUUGAAUGUUUGUCCUUGUGAACAUGCUGCUCAUCAAUGGCGCAGGCUCUAAAACCUCGAUGCCUUAAACUGCCAUUUAGAAAAUGUUAAUCAGUUCAUUUUUUUGCACUUGUUUAGAUUCAAGCUCGAAGUGAUUUCUGUAGAGCUUUCCUUUUUAAUACCAUAUUUUGUCGUUACAAUGCUGUUCUCAAUUCACUGCAGUGCUGUUUAAGCAACUGAGGAUUUUAAAUUCCUUUUGAAGGAAGUGGGAAUUGUGUAUUUUUGACAAUAAAACAUUUUAAACUGA
Oncorhynchus gorbuscha (pink salmon) is the source of this 1881-nucleotide messenger RNA. Its product is annotated as DNA damage-inducible transcript 4-like protein. The record is from RefSeq and is a predicted model, not a curated record. The coding region runs from base 84 to 770 and encodes 228 amino acids. Lineage: Eukaryota; Metazoa; Chordata; Actinopteri; Salmoniformes; Salmonidae. Gene Ontology annotation, cellular component: cytoplasm. The transcript is spliced from 3 exons. Gene Ontology annotation, biological process: negative regulation of signal transduction.